Molecule: messenger RNA, 2823 nt
Organism: Macaca mulatta (Rhesus monkey)
Lineage: Eukaryota; Metazoa; Chordata; Mammalia; Primates; Cercopithecidae
Product: olfactory receptor 2L8-like
Biological process (GO): G protein-coupled receptor signaling pathway
Cellular component (GO): membrane
Molecular function (GO): olfactory receptor activity; G protein-coupled receptor activity
Source: RefSeq, a predicted model, not a curated record
GAGAGAGAAAGAGACGAUAUUCAGAUAAUUUGUAUUAUACUAUACUGUACACUCGUUCUAUUUUAUUAUAAGUUACUCUUGUUUAUCUCUUAUUUGUCUUAUUUAAAAAUUAAACUUUAUCAGAAGUAUGUAUGGACACAAAAUAAUAUAUAUAGGGCUCAGUGUCAACCCCAGUCUCGAGAAUUUACUGGGGGGCUUCAAAUGCAUCCGCUGCAGAUAAAGAUGGAUUUCUGUGCUUAACUUAUCCUUGUGUCUCCCUUCAGGAAAGAGCAUAUGAAAACCCCAUGGAAAAUUACAAUCAAACAUCAACUGAUUUCAUCUUAUUGGGGUUGUUCCCGCCAUCAAGAAUUGGCCUUUUGCUCUUCAUCCUCAUUGUUCUCAUUUUCCUCAUGGCUCUAUUUGGAAACCUAUCCGUGAUUCUUCUCAUCUUUUUGGACACCCACCUCCACACACCCAUGUAUUUCCUACUUAGUCAGCUCUCCCUCAUUGACCUAAGUUACAUCUCCACCAUUGUUCCAAAGAUGGCUUCUGAUUUUCUGCAUGGAAACAAGUCUAUCUCCUUCACUGGGUGUGGGAUUCAGAGUUUCUUCUUCUUGGCAUUAGGAGGUGCAGAAGCACUACUUUUGGCAUCUAUGGCCUAUGAUCGUCACAUUGCUGUUUGCUUUCCUCUCCACUAUCUCAUCCGCAUGAGCAAAGGAGUGUGUGUGCUGAUGAUAACAGGAUCUUGGAUCAUAGGCUCUAUCAAUGCUUGUGCUCACACUGUAUAUAUUCUCCAUAUUCCUUAUUGCCGAUCCAGGGCCAUCAAUCAUUUCUUCUGUGAUGUCCCAGCCAUGGUGACGCUGGCCUGCACGGACACCUGGGUCUAUGAGGGCACAGUGUUUUUGAGCACCACCAUCUUUCUGGUGUUUCCCUUCAUUGGUAUUUCAUGUUCCUAUGGCCGGGUUCUCCUUGCUGUCUACCGCAUGAAAUCUGCAGAAGGGAGGAAGAAGGCCUACCUGACCUGCAGCACCCACCUCACUGUAGUGACUUUCUACUAUGCACCUUUUCUCUACACCUAUCUACGUCCAAGAUCCCUGCGAUCUCCAAUAGAAGACAAGGUUCUGGCUGUUUUCCACACCAUCCUCACCCCAAUGCUCAACCCCAUCAUCUACAGCCUGAGAAACAAGGAGGUGAUGGGGGCCCUGACACGAGUGAGUCAGAGACUCUGCUCUGUGAAAAUGUAGAAACAUUUUCUAUUUAAGGCCCCAGGACUCAGCUACACAUCCAUCCAGCAGUGUAUAGUAAUUAAAACAUUAUUUCAAUCCUAGAGUUCAGGAGCUAAAAGUAAUCAAGGUAAGAGAAAAAAAAUCACUGAUUUCUGGACAAAAUUGUUACACACACACACACACACACACAUAUAUAUAAUUCUAAACAACCUUUUUUCUUCAUGGCAUUGUUUCCAUAAAUUUUGAAAGCACCUACUUUUGCUAAUAUGUUGUCAAUGAUAAUUUUUGGUUUUGGUCAUGCAGAAAUGGAAAUGAAAUUUGUCUAAAUUUGGCACUCAGCAUAACAAUUUCAUUAUGGUCAAUUUGUUUUCCAGUAAUUUUAAAUUUACUUUGUUUAUGUCUAAAACAAAACAAAAAAUAAGUCUCUUGACUUGGUGUAUCUAAUUGAAAGCUGUAAGAUGUCUUAUCUUUCUUAUCUUAGACACUUAACAUACCAGUUACCCAUUCUUUCAAUUUAGGGAAGUUGUUUUUACGCAGUUUAGCAGAGAGCUCAUCAGGGAUUCUUAAGUCCUGAUACCACUCUGGAUGGCCUAUGACAAGAGUAUGUUCUUUAUAGGGGAAUGAAUCCCGGGAAAUGAUUUAACAUUAGGUAUAUUUAGAUCAACAACAAGGACUGGAAUGUGCCAGCAGUAAUAAAAAUGGUUACAUUUAGGUCUUUAACCUGUUUUGGGUUGAUUUUGGUAUAAUGUAAGGACGGGGAGUUUAGUUUCAUUUUUCUGUCUAAAAAUAUCCAGUUUUCCCAGCACCGUAUAUUGAAGACACUGUCUUUUUCCCAAUGAAUGUUCUUGGUACUGCUGUCAAAAAUCAGUUACACAGAAAGGUUUUGUGUGUUCUUACUCCUAUGCGGGAUCUAAAAUUUUAAAAAACUGAACUAGUGGAAAUAGAUAAAAGACUGAUGGUCACCAGAGGGUAGGAACGGUACAGGUGAGGGGUGGUAAAGUGGGGAUGGUUAUAGUUGCAAAAAUAUAAUUAGAUAGAAUGAAUAAGAAUCAGUAUUUGGUAGCACAAUAGAGUAACUAUAGUAAACAAUAAUUAUUGUAGAAUUUAUUGUACGUAUUAAAGAAUAACUGAAAGUCUGCAAUUAGAAUGUUCCCAACACAAAGAAACAAGACAUAUUUGAGGUGGUUACCCCAAUUACCCCAAUUUGAUCAUUAUGCAUUGUAUGUCUUUAUCAAAACAUCACAUAUACUCCACAAUUAUGUAUUACUAUUAAGUAUCCAUAGUAAUUAAAAUAAAAAAAUCAGUUAGCUCUAGAUACAUGGAUUUAUUUCUGCGUUCUCUGUUCUGUUUCACUGUUUUAUGUGUCUGUUUUUAUGCCAUUGCCAUUCUGUUUUGGUUAUUACUUGUUUGUAGUAUAGUUGAAGUUUGGUACUAUUAUGGCUCCAGUUUUUUUCUUUUCAUUCUAGAAUGCUUUGACUAUUUGGGUUCCAUACAAUAGUUCGAUAGAAAUCUUUAAUAAUGGUUUUUACUAUUUAUGUACAGAAUGUCAUUAGUAUUUUGAUAGACAUUGCAUUGAAUCUGUAGUUUGGUCAUUUAAAUAAUAUUAGUUCUUCCAAUC